Messenger RNA from Tachysurus vachellii, 3832 nucleotides. It is a transcript of the gene runx3, whose product is annotated as RUNX family transcription factor 3. Bases 229 to 1560 code for a protein of 443 amino acids. Gene Ontology annotation, cellular component: nucleus. The transcript is spliced from 8 exons. Gene Ontology annotation, biological process: neuron differentiation; hemopoiesis; regulation of transcription by RNA polymerase II. The record is from RefSeq and is a predicted model, not a curated record. Lineage: Eukaryota; Metazoa; Chordata; Actinopteri; Siluriformes; Bagridae. Gene Ontology annotation, molecular function: ATP binding; RNA polymerase II cis-regulatory region sequence-specific DNA binding; DNA-binding transcription factor activity, RNA polymerase II-specific.
CACCAAUGGUUUGGCGGGUUGGGCCAGAAGCAGAAUCAUCGCGGGAGCUGUGACCAGACGUGAGACUGACGGUCCAUCACCUCACCAAUUACCACGACUUGAGCUACACACACCUGAACCUCCUAAACCAGAAACCCACAGCAUCUACCAUACUGUAACAGGCUGUAGCUGCUGGAGUGGUUCAGAGGGCAGCGCUGGUGCAGGACCUGGCUUUUGUGGACAUCACACAUGGCUUCGAACAGCAUCUUUGACUCUUUCAGUAACUACUCCACUUUACUCAGAGACCCGACCACCACCAGACGGUUCACGCCGCCCUCCGCGUCUUUCCAGUGCGGGAAGCUAGUCGGCGGCAGUGACGGCAGCGCGGGAGGCGCGAGCGGCAUGAGCGCGUCGGGUCCUCUGAGGUCACGGCAUGCGGCGGACACGCGCUCCGUGGUAGACGUGCUGGCGGACCACGCUGGAGAACUCGUGCGCACCGACAGCCCCAAUUUUCUGUGCUCCGUUCUGCCUUCACACUGGCGCUGCAAUAAAACUCUUCCCGUUGCCUUCAAGGUGGUGGCUCUCGGGGACGUUCCUGACGGUACCCUGGUCACCGUCAUGGCAGGAAACGACGAGAAUUAUUCGGCCGAGCUGAGGAACGCGUCCGCCGUCAUGAAGAACCAAGUGGCCCGUUUCAACGACCUGAGAUUUGUUGGAAGAAGUGGCAGAGGGAAGAGUUUUACUCUGACAAUCACGGUGUUCACUGGACCCCCCCAAGUAGCCACAUACCACCGCGCCAUCAAAGUCACAGUAGAUGGUCCACGAGAGCCUAGACGUCACAGAGUGAAACUUGAGGACUCUCAGAAGAUGCAGUUCACUGAUCGGCUGACUGAGAUGGAGAGGUAUCAGCGCACCGGCCUGAGGAUGAGCGCUGGCAAUGGCACCACCCGACCUACACACCAGAGCCAUUACAGUUCCUCUAGUGUGACACAGAUACCAGGACUGUGGCCUGAGCAGAUCGAGCCUCAGAUCAAACCCUGCAAAGUGGAGGAUGACCUCCGCUGGUCAGGUUCGGAUCUGUUCCCUCAGCGCACCUUCCCGUCUCUAUCUCCUCUCACAGCACCGCGAUUCUCCGACCCUCACAUGCACUACCCUGGCCCUUUCACCUACUCCACCAACCCACCUAGUGCGGGCAUCGGGGGUCUCAGCGUGACUGGUGUUCCUGCCUCCACCCGCUACACCACCUACCUGCCCCCACCAUACCCCGGAAACCAGAACCAGAGCUCGCACUUCCAGACCAACUCGUCUCCUUACCACCUGUACUACGGUACCGGCUCAGGCUCCUACCAGUUCUCCAUGGUUCCUGCAGGCGGCACCGCCGGGAGCACGGUCGGAGAACGUUCGCCCACUCGCAUGCUGACUUCCUGCCCAGCAGCAGGCGGAGCUUCGGGGUCAGGAGGCGGGGCCGGCGGCCUGAUCGGCGGUAGCGACGGCGUGGAGGCCGACGGCAGCCACAGCAACUCACCGAGUGCCAUGAGCACACCAGGACGAAUGGACGAGUCCGUCUGGAGGCCUUACUGAGUUAAGAAAUAACAACAAACAGAAGAGUUGCAUGUUUCGGGUCGAGUUCCACACCCUCCAUUUUUUGUUUUUUUCUCAGAGACAGUAUCGUUCUGUUGUUAAAAUGUUGUACAGCGUAUUUCACGAAGCUUUAUGUGCUUUAAGACUGAACUGAGCGGAACAAAAGCUCUGCUGGAAAAAAAGCACAGACUCUAAAAGACUGACGUUUAGUUUUAUUCUGUAACAAGAGCAGCUAGGUGAUGAUGAUAGCAGGAGUCCAACGGCCAAGGAAAAAAAUUACACUCGAAGAAGUUCAGAGAAUCACCUUUGGCCAGGUCUAGUGAUUAAACAAAGCCUGAGGACAUGCUGCAUUGGGCCAAAGUGAUUGAUUUGACUUUUAUUUAUGGCUGCAAUCAUCUUUUACCUUUUAACAGAACAGCAUUGAUUUUCAGUGUACAAUAUAAAUGACAUUUUUGAUGACAGCUUUCGCCACCAAUCAUGAACAAUUUGUUUCUAUGAUUACAGUAAUUAUUUUUUUUUAAUAUUGUUUUUAUUGUCUUUUUCAUUUCCAGCCAAUAUUUGUCUAAACUAUUACUAAAGUAAUAUGGUUUGGGUUUCUUUAAUUUAUUUGAGCCAGUUCUAUGAUUAUUCUUAAUAUUUCCAGGUAAAAAAAAAAUCAUUUUUUUUUGUUUGGUUGACUAUUUUCUUUUAUUUAGUGUUUUUUUUUUCAUUUCUAUGAUUUAAUAUAAGAUUGCAAGUCUUGCUACUGUAAUAUAUUAUUUCUAAAUUAUGAAAUGGUUACCCAUUUUAAAUGUAAUGUAUUUUUUCCUAUGUAGCUCCGAUGCACUAAAACAGUCUAUUUAAAAAAAAAGAAAAAGAAAAUGCCCGAAACAAAAAAGAUGAGGAACUCUUGUCUCCUUACAAUACAAAAAAAAAAGUCCAAAGAGGUCAAAUAUCAUCGUAAUAACUCCAGAUCGAAUAUACUGCAAGGCACGAUGGCUCGCUUUUCUUUCGUUGCCCAAAGUGUUACAUUUUAUGAUGACAUCCCAGCCUCGUAAAGAAUGAAGAACACACGUAGCUUUAAGCGCCUUCAUUAUCCGUCUUUCCUCACUUCAAUGAGGCCACUGAAACGGUAGAUGAUAACUACAUAUGAAAUAGAUCGUCUCUCAUUAUUUCAUACACAAACUCGCACAUAGGAGCCAAAGUGGCCAGAAAUCGUUCCUCCCUUCCUUUCAGGUGUGUGUGUGGGUAUGUGUGUGUGUGUGUUUGCACAAUAGGUCAGCAGCCAGAGGCCUUUCCCAGCCGCUCACACUCCACCACACCUGCUCUCCGUACCUAAAGGGUGAACGAGGACGAAAAGAGAGAGUGUGUGGCGAGGAGUGUGGGAGUCAGAUCGUCUUUCAGAGACCGCCAGCCAUUCUUUAGGCCGCUGGUUCUCCUAAUGCCGCCUUCUUUGUUCGCUCCGCUCCAAAGCCACUUUGAAGCCUUUGUGAUGGUGCUUCGUCUCGUUUUCUUUUGUCGUUUGUACAUAAUUAACGUCCUGAGCCCGAGGCCUUCGCUGACACAGCGCGAGCAAGCGUGUGAGCGUGUGUUCCUGUAGAACAAAGGAAGGAGAAAGCUGUUCGUUCAACAAAAUAAAAGAAUUGAGUUGAGAAAGCAAGCACCUCUGCUAUAUGGAUGUCCUUUGUCUCUGGGAUUAUAGUGUUAAUGACGGCUCCAUGUUUUCCAGAACUGGGCUUGCGAUCUAUGCUGAUGACAAUCCAUUCAGUUUGACUCAGGAAUCAACUAUGUCACACACACACACACACACACACACACACACACACACACUAUGCCUUAUAAAGCUUAAUGACAGCAUCGUAUUCGAUGUAUCGCAAAAGCACAAACAAACUUCUUCAUAGUUGUAAGUAUGUAGUUAAAAAUCCAUCCAUUAAUCCAUCCGGUUUCGUGGCUUAGCGAAAUGACCAAAGCUGUGUGUUUAUGUACUCGAGGCAUUUUGUACUUUUCAUGGCUGGUGUGUUGAAGUGCAUGCCCAAAGAGCUGAAGUAAAUUAGGACUAAUAGUUUCAGAUCGAGCCGUACAAACAGUUGUGUUAUAUAUUUGUUGAGUGUAACACCAUGAGCUCCGUGACUCCUUUCCUAAAGAACAAAUAGUGUUUUUUUCAUUCACUGUAUAUUGUAAUUUUUGACUCUGUACCAUGCUCUGCUAUAGUCUACCUUCAUUGUGUGCAAACAAUGUAGUUUUUGAUGCAUUUUAAUUAAUUAAAAAAAAAAAAAAAAAAAGGUCAUGUUUU